AUGUCUAAAGCACCAUCGUUUGAUCCGGGACUUGAAGACUUUAGUCAGUACGUCGAAAGGUUAGAAUUCUUCUUCAGCAUUGAGAAGAUAGACGAUGAUGGUUUGAAGAAAAGUCAUUUGUGUGUCAACCUAAGUCCAACUAUUUAUUCAGACUUAAAGUGUCUCCUUGCUCCAGUUGAAUUUUCAAAAGCUACUUAUAAACAGUGUGUGGAUUCUCUGAAGUCGAAGUAUGCUAAGGUUAAGAAGACUAUAGCGGAGAGGUAUGCUUUUCAUAAUCGAAAGCAGCAUGUUGAGUGGGAAAAGAAAAAAGAAAAAGCCAUAAACGAAGGAAACUUGGAGGAGCUCUAUGCUGCAUGUAUAGAACUUGCUUCCCUGCAAACCAAUAAAGAAAAUUAUGAGGAUGCUAUCAAACAAUAUAAGGAAGCCAAGACAGCGGCUGAAGCUGCUAACAACACUAUCAAUAAGGCUGUCUGCCAUAGAAUGAUUGGAGAGGUGUACAGUAAAAUGCAAAAAUAUGACGAAGGAAUCAAACAUCAACACAAGUAUUUAGAGUUAGCACGGGUUGAGAAUAACACAGUUGAAGAACAAAGGGCCUUAGCUAACUUAGGCCACAUGUACUUCCUAAAAGCAGACACCUUUGUCAACCCUGCGUCUCAAGAAAAACUGAAAUGCCUUGAAAAAUCAGAGAAAUACAGCAAGCUUAGUUUGCAGACCUGUGAAAGGAUCACAACUGUUAACAAGCAGGAAUUGGUAGAAAUGCAAGCUCGGUUGUACUUGAACCUGGGACUGGUGGUGGAGCAAAAUGAUCGUGAAACUGCAAUUAGUCACUACAAUCGAGCAAUAAACCUAUGCAAGAGUAUGGACAUAUGGAAUAUCCUGUGCAGUUCGUACAGUGGCCUAGGGACACUCUAUUAUAACCAAGGAGACCACACUCGAGCGCUUACGAACAUAGACAAAGCACUCAACGUUGCACAGCGGCUUCCAGACAGAAACCAACAAAUAUGCGAAGCAUUACUGCUAAAGGCUGAUAUACUUUUUGACUUGCCAGAUUUUAGAGGUGCCAAACAAUGUCUUCUGAAGGCUUACAAAUUAAACACCGAAACUCGUAGUAGUGUCGAAAAAAAGCUGAAAACAGUUGCUGCUGUUAGUCGUUACGAGCAGAAGCUAUUGGACACUCCAGAUUGUGACUUGGAGACUAAGAAGUCCCUGUAUGAGUCACUAGGGGAUGGCUGUGUGGCAAUGUACAGCUACUCCAAGGCUAUUGAAUACUACCAUCGUAUGCUGGCUACUGCUCGCGACCUAGGCGAGUCAGGAGAGCAACUAAGGCCUUGUUUCGUGUCUUUGUCUCAGACAUACAAGGAUAACAAGCAGUAUGAUGAGGCCAUCAAGUACUUGAGGGAAGAGCUGGAACUCAACGUUAACAAUCCUGUUGAGGCUUGCAAGACGACGUUAAGCAUUGCAGAGGUUCUGGAGCUGAAAGAGGCAGAUGUAAAUGAGACUACUGAAUGUUAUCUAAAAGCAAGGUCGCUUGCACAGACAGCCAAGGACAUCAAACUAGAGGCCAGGACAUUGGAGUCCUUUGUGCAGUUUCUUAAGGAGAAGAAUAUGAUUACUGAUUCUCGGAAAAUGGAGGCAGAAUUUGAAAACCUGAAAGAAACUUAUGGCCCUAUGAACGACAGUGCAAGUGAAGAAGAAGAAGAAGCAAACACACCUGACAUUGGAGCAGACAUUGACAUCAAUGAGCUCUCAGAUGACGAGCCUGAGCCUGGAGAAACCCAUCGAGCACGCAAAAGAUGUCCGACCAUAAAUUUCCGUCGGAAUGAAAAAGGAGAGUAUCCUCUUCAUGUUGCUAGCAUCAACGGAAAUAUUGCACUCGUUAGAAAACUUUUGGAUCAGGGUCAUCCCGUGAACGUGAGAGACAAUGCAGGAUGGUUGCCACUCCACGAGGCUUGCAACCUCGGACACCUGGAGAUUGUGGAGGAGUUGCUGGACCAUGGAGCUCUCAUAAAUGACCGAGGAGGCGACGUCAGUGAUGGAGUGACUCCAUUACUGGACGCAGCCACAUGCGGCAACCUGACUGUGAUACAGCUGCUGCUGCGAAGAGGGGCGUCACCUGUCAUGCGAACCAAUAAGGGAGAAACCGUUCUGGAUUGCCUGAUUGCUUGGCGAAGAAGGAGCAAGAAGGAAACAAAAUCAGACUUGGACCCUGAAACUCUUGCCCAGUAUGAUGAUGUUGUCAAAACACUCAGAGUUGCUUUGAAAAAAGCUGGACACAAUCCAGAGUCUGAAAGGAGAUCCCCUUCACCCGUUACCUCCUCUUUCACAAGUCAGCCAUCAACGUCAAGAGGGCAUUUGGAAAACACCAGGGAUUAUCCUUCACAAAGACAAGUGCCAUCAAACAAAAGGAGGAGUUUUGAGGAGGAUGUUCAAUCAUCCAAACAUAGAUUUUCUGAUAAAGAUAGAUCAAGGUCAUCUAGUUCCUCCUUACGAAGAAGUGGAGAAGAACUUGAAGUACCAUCAAAGAAAAGUACAACAGCUACAAGAGAGUAUGAAGAAGCAAUGAAAAGUCUGCGGCGGAAACACACAACAUUUCCUUCACCACAGAGUCCACCAAGAGUUGAGCACAGUGCCCUAGUGGCAGAAGAUGAGGUAGUUGAAGACUGGUUGGUAGAUGACCUAGCACCAUCAGGUCACAGGGGCAUCAAGCGGCGCCGCUCACACCACUUUGAGGGAGAGCCCCAGCGCCGGCCCAACCGCCUGGACAGCCCUCCCCCGGCGCCCCGACGUGUGUACAGACCUAUCAGCCCUGUGGAUCUUUUCACUGACUCCAGCAACUCAGGGGAACGACAGGUGGAAGAAGAUGUGCAGCAAAGAGACUCUGUGACUAUAAGUGAUGAACAUGACAUUGUACAGGAAAUUCUUACUCCCCAACAACCUCAAAGUAAUGUGAGGCCAGUCUCCACAGCCACACAACAAGUUCCUCUGACAGGCUUUGGCGUUGUUAGGCAGUCAAUGCCUCCUCCAACAGAACUUCCACCAGCAAUGCCAAUGAACUUCCAGCCCCCGACUCAGCAACCUACUCAAUGCACACAGAAUACUCAGAUGGGGCUGCCAUCCAUAAAAGUGCGGGUGGAAGGGAAGUUACUACUGAUACCUCUGCCAACCCAAGAAAACACCCAGGAAGUUCGAACCAUCGCCUGGCUGGCUGAAGAAGCUGCUAAACGCUACUACAGUUUCGAAGGUCAAGAGCCGCGGCUGAGCCUACAGACAUGGGAGGGAGCCAUGUUGUCCCCCCAGGACCCUGUCUCUCUACUACUGGGCUGUAAUGAGGUGGUGGGGGUGGUGAACAGCUGGAAAGUACACAAAGCUACUGAAAGAUACAGGGAGGUCUGCGCUGAAAUAGGUGUCGAAGUGGAUGACCACCUACAACGGUGCCUGGAAGGUAUUCCUCUCUCACUGGCAGACUGUGGGCUGGACGCUGUUACAGUGGACCCUGUGUUUAGAGCACUGAUUACUCAGACAAAUCUUCAGUAUCUGGUGCUGUGCGACAACAGACUUGGUGACGACGGCUUUCAGUUGCUGGGAAAGUUGGUUCCAAAACUGCCCGUUCUCCAAGAGUUAGAUGUCAGUUGCAAUGGAAUCACUGGAGAUGGACUCACCAUGUUUGUGGAUCAGGUCGUAGAACACCAGGCUUGUCAGAGACUGAAGGUACUGAAGUUGAGUCACAAUAGACUAGGUAGGACAUGCACAGGACCACUGUCUCGUUUACUCCAAGUAACCAGAUGUCUCAUGGGCCUGUCCAUCACAUCGGUGGGACUAACAGCAGGCAGCUUUGCAGGCACUAAUCAACUCAAUAUGGAGAGAAUUGAGGUGUUGGAAGCGAGUUCAAACUCACUGGGGAACGAUGGUGUGCGAGCAUUGCUGGGAGGACUGAGCGUGGAGCGAGUAGUGGAGCUACAUUUGGCUCACACGGGAGAAAGGGUGGUAGGCGAAGUAGCGAACUGGCUAGCAAGAGGAGACCCGUGUAGACUGCAAACACUCAACCUUGCCCACUGUCCUGACCAGCAGACGGCUCUGGAGAGACUGACUCAAAAUCUUCAGAGAGUGGUAUCUCUAGAACAUCUGGAACUCAGUUGCUCAGAGACACUAGACCAACAGUCCUUACAGUCACUAUACCAGCUGCCACUCAGAGUUUUGCGACUACCAGGAGUCAAAGUGGAGUUUUCUCCUUCUGCUCCUCCUCCUCCAGUGCAUCAACUCAGCUGUCUCUCCCUCUCUUCCCCCACUCCCUUUUGGGCCCACACAGGACCCUUUGGGCUUUUCACUAACAACACUUGCACGUCCUUCAAAGUGCAACCAAAUGUGACGUGAACGCUCACGUUUGCAUUUUUUUAUAGAGUUCCUAGUUCAUUGUCAUCAUUAUCAUUGUUUUAGGUGAACCGUUUAUUGAUUGUUAGUACUGCAUAGAUUUACUCUCUGUGUGAUCCCGAUGUACCUGUUUUUGGAUGUAGUGUAUCUAGGAGAAAUAGGAUAGUUUAAAUUAUAAGACUAAAUCAUAAGAUUUCCCUACUUUGGAAUUUUCUACCACUUAGGCGAACAAAUCAUUAUAAUCUGUUGCUUUUCCCUUGUCACUUUUUAAGUGAAAAAUAGAUCUGGGGGAAAGCAGAUUAAAAUAAUCAUGGAAUUUGGGUAACUAAGACUGUGAUUUAAAAAAUAAUUUUUGAGUUUUUACUGUUACUUAUUUAUUCAUUUUGUGCUAUAUUUAUAAGCUGCUUCCAGAUGAAAGUUAGGGUAAGAUAAGGAAGAACAGCGCUUAAGUAUUUUGUUCUAAAAAGUUAAUUUGUUAUUACAAAAAGUUAUGCAAGUGUGUUUAAAUUUAGAUUUAGCUGUGUGAAUAAGACAGUAUUUUUCAUUUCCAAAGUUAUAUCUGGACUCUUUUAUUUUUUUUUUAUUUUAUACCAUUAAAAAUAUAUUAUUAAUUACUAUACAGAUUGUGUUACUGA
This is a messenger RNA of Macrosteles quadrilineatus (aster leafhopper), 5003 nucleotides long. Its product is annotated as tonsoku-like protein. Bases 1 to 4371 code for a protein of 1456 amino acids. Lineage: Eukaryota; Metazoa; Arthropoda; Insecta; Hemiptera; Cicadellidae. Gene Ontology annotation, molecular function: protein binding. The transcript has 26 exons. The record is from RefSeq and is a predicted model, not a curated record.